UUGGGAGAUUAGCUGGUGGUUUAUCAGAAAGUAUAGCAGGAAAAACUUAUCAUUGCUAAGACCUCAGAUAUUAACUAACUGCAAGUUUCUGGCUAGAAGGAACAGGCUGAGAGAGGAGGACAUGCUGAAGGAGCUCCAGCUCUCCCUGUGGGUCGUCCUGCUGCUUGCCUGUGGCUUCCUCUACCAGCUCACCCUGAAGUCCAGCUGCCUCUUCUCCUGCCUGCCUCCUUCCAAGGCCCUGCGGGAUCCAGAAGCCCUCCUGGGCCAGGGACGCAGCAUCGUGUUUCUGGAGACCUCGGAGAGAAUGGAGCCAUCCCCGCUGGUCUCCUGUGCUGUGGAGUCAGCUGCCAGGAUUUACCCUGAGCAGCCUGUGGUGUUCCUUAUGAAGGGUCUCAACGAUUCCACACAGCUGCCCCCAAACUCCACUGCCUCGGCCUUUUCCCUCCUCUCAGCGAUAGACAAUGUUUUCCUCUUCCCUUUGGAUAUGAAAAGGCUGUUUGAAGACACGCCAUUGUCUUCAUGGUACGCUCAAGUCAACAGCAGUACAGAGAGACACUGGCUCUACGUCAGCUCAGAUGCGUGCCGCCUGGCGGUCAUCUGGAAGUACGGCGGCGUCUACAUGGACACCGACGUCAUCUCCAUCAGGCCCAUCCCUGACGAGAACUUUUUGGCUGCGCAGUCUUCUAAGAUCUCUAGUAACGGGGUGUUUGGAUUCCUCCCCCGCCACCCCUUCCUGUGGGGGUGCAUGGAAAACUUUGUUGAACACUACAAUUCAGCCAUUUGGGGCCACCAGGGUCCCCAUUUGAUGACGAGGAUGUUGAGAGUAUGGUGCAAACUCGGAGACUUCCAAGAGGUGAGCGACCUCAGGUGUUUGAACCUGUCCUUCUUACACCCCCAAAGAUUUUACCCCAUCCCCUUUCGACAGUGGAGGCGCUACUAUGAAGUCUGGGACACAGACCCGAGCUUCAACGACUCCUACGCCCUGCAUCUGUGGAACUACAUGAACAAGGAAGGGAGGACCGUGGUUCAAGGAAGCAACACGCUGGCGGAGAAUCUCUACCGGAAGCACUGUCCCAGGACGCACAGGGUCCUGAUUCAAGGCUCAGAGGGGUCGGUCACCCAGGAGCUGGGUCCAGGUGAUACGUAGAGCCGAGGCUGGGUUGCUCCUGCUACGUCGUGGAACUGGGCAAUUUCUGGAGUGCCAGGCUCUCACUGGAUCUCCACUUCCCCAGGGGUGUGGGGGUUUACUCACGAUAUCAGUUAGGAUUAGCUUUCUCUGUCUAUAAUAGAAAAGUCCCAAAGACCAUUGGUAUAUAACAUAUGGAGGUUUAUUUCUCUCUCAUGUAGAAGAAGUCUGAAGGCAGGCAAUUCAGGGCAGGUGUGGUCACUACAGUGCUCAGGGAUCUAGGCUUCUUGCAUCUUUCUGUUUAUCAUCCUUCAUGUCCACAGCCCGUGGUCCAUAUGGCUGCUUGAUCUCCAGCCCUUCAUGUCUGCAUUUCAGGCAGCAGGAUGAAAGAAGGAGGAAGGGAAUACCUCCUCUGUUUUAUGAAGACUUCCUGCACCUACCAUACAGCACUUCCCUUUACAUCUCACUGGUCAGAAUGUAGCUGCAAGAGAGGCUGGGAAGUUUAAGGAGGAAGAAGAAAUGGGGUGUUGGGAUAGGCAGCUACAUGUUACAUUUACUUCUGCAAGAUUAAUUCCAGCACCUGUUAGAGAACUGACUGAGGAAAAAAGAGACUUGAUUUCUAGUACUGAUUUUGACAGUCAUUAAUGCAUUCAGUCAAUAAAUAUUACUUGAGCCUCUUCUGUGUGCCAAGUGCUAACUUAAGAGCUGAACAUACAGCUGGAUCAAGCAGACAAGGUCCUGUCUUAGUUCUGGCUGCAAUAACAAAGUACCAUAGACCAGGUGGCUUAUAAACAACAGAAAUUUAUUUCUCACAGUUGUGGACGCUGGAAGUCCAACAUUAGGCUGCCAUGAUGGUCUUAUUCUAGUGAGGAUCCUCUGCUGGGUGACAGCACACUUCUUGUUGAAUCUUCUUAUGGUGAAAGGAGUCAGGGGAGCUCUCUAGGGUCCCUUUUAUAGGAGAACUAAUCCCACACGUAACGACUCCACCCUCAUGACCUAAUUUCCUUCCCAAAGACCCUGCCUCCUAGUAUCAUCACAUCAAGAGUUAGGAUUUCAACACGGGGAGUUUUGGGGACACAAACAUUCAGUCCAUUGCAGGUCUCUAGUACUUAUAUUCUGUGACUGUCCACAUCCCCCUGGGAUAGUCUCCUCCCCUCCUCAGGGGGUCUGCUAUUCCCUACCACACCCCAACUGGCUCAAAAAAACAAAUUACAAAUUCAAAAAUUUAAAAACUGCUGCCCCUUUUACAGUCACAUAAAACUUCACCUCCUCUUUCCAGGAGGUAUGAGAAUUAAUAUUUCUUCUACAAAUACUCAUCAGCCAAGAUUUUCUAGAACUUUCCUUUUGGUAGUUUGCUUUAUGGGAAAAAAUAGUUUAUAUUUUUUUCCAAAUAUAAAAUUAUGAUGCUUUUUCAAGCUAUAGCCACCCAUCCCCUUUCAUUCUGGUAUUUCCCCCUUUGAGAAUCACUGCUCUGACAGUCUUUGUAAAAAUACUCACAAAUCAUGUCUCCUGCCCCAGCUUUAUUUAUUCCCAGCUGCUGGCUCUGGAUUCUUAGCUAUCUGACACCACAGUUAGGUUUUGAGGCCUGCUGCUACUCCCCAUGGCUGCCCUCUGAGUUGUGUCACCAGAAACCCUGCUGGUUUUCAGCUCUCCAAUGGUCUCCCCAGGGGAGCAUUCCUAGGGCUAGCCCUCUCGAGGAGGGGUAGGGUCCCACACACUGGAUCUCAUUUCCCCAUCUGGAGAACGCACGACAAGGGGUUCUCCAACUAACGUUCCCAACCCCUAGGGUCCUGAAGCAUUUGGUUAGAAAUAUUUCAAUAUUUCAAAAGUGUAUCAACUGUUUCAUGAUGGGAGCAACUAGGUCAACCUGAAUGUCCCAUUUCUAUGUGCUGGGCUGUGAUUAUAUGAAUUCAGUAUUGAUAAUUUGACAUUUAUAGGGAGCUUUAACUGUCAGCAAAAUGUUUUUGAUUAAUAAAAUAUAGGAAAUAAUGAUGCAUUAAUUAAUAAAUGUAGUUUAUUUAGUAGAAAAGAAUACUCAAAACACGGCGAUGAGGGGGGAUUGGGCAAAGUAAGGAGCAGAGGUGGUAGAAGGAUGGGAUUUCUGGGGCUCUGGAUGAGCCUGGAUUCCUUCUGGCCUUUUGUGUGUCUGGGCCGCUUGUUUAUGUCAUGAUACAUUUUGAAAAUAGGCCAUGCUGGUGUUUCCCCCAUAUUAAUUUUUUUCAAAUCCUGCAUUCCUUCUUUGACUUUCAAACUAACAAGAUUUUACGGAGAAAAAAAUUGGCUAUAGAAUGUUUCAUUGUAGGGUAUGUCAUAAACUAUUUGAAUCAAUACCCAACUGGUGGAAAUUUAAGUUGAUUCUAAUUUUAAUAGUACAUGUAAUGCUGUAGCAAAAGUCCUGGUUACCACAUUUUUGAAGACUUUAGGUUUUGAUAUGUGCUGCCAAAUUGUUUUAAAAAAGGCUAUUUGAAAUUGCCCAUUUCCCAUCCUUCACCAAUGCCAAAAAUCUAUUUAAUUUUGACCAAUAUAAUAGUUUAAAAAGUGUA
Messenger RNA from Equus caballus (horse), 3669 nucleotides. It is a transcript of the gene A4GNT, whose product is annotated as alpha-1,4-N-acetylglucosaminyltransferase. Gene Ontology annotation, biological process: protein O-linked glycosylation. Gene Ontology annotation, molecular function: acetylglucosaminyltransferase activity. The record is from RefSeq and is a predicted model, not a curated record. NCBI's taxonomy places the organism in Eukaryota, Metazoa, Chordata, Mammalia, Perissodactyla, Equidae.